GCUCUCCUGCCUCGACCGCCACCGCGGCUAGUGUCCCCGCAGAGCCUGGCCGGAUCGCGCGCAUUUGGACAGGCAGGAAGUUGACCGAGCGGCUGCAGCAGCAUCCCGGGGUCCGGAUCGCACGAACCCGGCGUAGCCAUCUCUCCAGCACACCCCCUGCCGCCCGCCGCCUGCCGCCUGCGUGCUCUACUUUGCAUCUCCGCUAUUGUUACAGAUUCUCUUCUAUUGGCAGGCUUUCCUCCGAAACUUACAAAGAAAGUGUUGGAUUUCCCCUUGUUGGAGCUGAGGAAUUGCUGACAACCUCGGGGUAGACGGAUCUAACCCAUCCCGUCCCUUUCUGGUACCAAAGUGCUUACUCCACUCCAAAGUGCCAUAUCUGAACUGUCAACGGGAAGAAGGGGCUCCCGAGACGUGCCCGCACCGCUGCACCUGCCUUGUGCGUCCCUCUCUGGGUCACCUUCCCCGGCCGAAGCAGCACCGAGGAAGCCCCCUUCUGAUGUCCUCUGUGGAAACUGGUUCUCUGAGGCUGGCGCGCUGAGGCUGGAUUUGGGGGAGGAAUAUUAGACUUGGAGGAGUCUGCGCGUUUUUCUCCUCCCCGCGCCUCUCGGUCGCUGCUAGUUCACUGCUUGGUCCCUGUGCUCGCUCCCCUACCCCACCCACUUCCUGUGUGCGCCCGGGGGGCGUGUGCCGUGCCUGGCCUCCGGAGUUCUGGGAAGUUGUGGCUGUCGAGGAUGGGGGUCUGUGGGUACCUGUUCCUGCCCUGGAAGUGCCUCGUGGUCGUGUCUCUCAGGCUGCUGUUCCUUGUACCCACAGGAGUGCCGGUGCGCAGCGGAGAUGCCACCUUCCCCAAAGCUAUGGACAACGUGACGGUCCGGCAGGGGGAGAGCGCCACCCUCAGGUGCACAAUUGACAACCGGGUCACCCGGGUGGCCUGGCUGAACCGCAGCACCAUCCUCUAUGCCGGGAAUGACAAGUGGUGCCUGGACCCUCGCGUGGUCCUCUUGAGCAACACCCAAACCCAGUACAGCAUCGAGAUCCAGAAUGUGGACGUGUAUGACGAGGGCCCGUAUACCUGCUCUGUACAGACGGACAACCACCCCAAGACCUCGAGGGUGCACCUCAUAGUGCAAGUGUCUCCCAAAAUUGUAGAGAUUUCUUCAGAUAUCUCCAUUAAUGAAGGGAACAAUAUCAGCCUCACCUGCAUAGCAACGGGUAGACCAGAGCCCACAGUUACCUGGAGACACAUUUCCCCCAAAGCUGUGGGCUUUGUGAGUGAAGAUGAAUACUUGGAGAUCCAGGGCAUCACCCGGGAGCAGUCGGGGGACUACGAGUGCAGUGCCUCCAAUGAUGUGGCAGCGCCAGUGGUCCGGAGAGUCAAGGUCACCGUGAACUAUCCACCAUACAUUUCAGAAGCUAAGGGUACAGGUGUCCCUGUGGGACAGAAGGGAACACUGCAGUGUGAAGCCUCAGCAGUUCCCUCUGCAGAAUUCCAUUGGUACAAGGAUGACAAAAGACUGGUAGAAGGAAAGAAGGGCGUCAAAGUGGAAAACAGGCCUUUCCUCUCAAAACUCAUCUUCUUCAAUGUCUCUGAACAUGACUAUGGAAACUACACUUGUGUGGCCUCCAACAAGCUGGGCCACACAAAUGCCAGCAUCACACUCUUUGAACUAAAUGAGCCUACAAGCUCAACUUUGUUGCAAGAUGAGAACCUUUGCAGAAGGUAUCACUUCGAUGCAGAAGACCUUAAUAUCAUUUUCUUUUUGCCAGCUAUAUUGAGAAGUGAAAACUACAGCUCUGACCCCUUGGAAAGGCCCGGGUGCCGUCAGCGAAGUGAACAAUGGGACGUCGAGGAGGGCAGGCUGCAUUUGGCUGAUACCCCUUCUGGUGUUGCACCUCCUUCUCCAGUUUUGAUGUGAAUGCCACCGCCCCGCUGGGGAGAAGCUGCCGCCACUGCACCCACCAACAGAAUAGCGCCGGCAACUCUGACAGCAGCAAGAGCUUUCCCGUUUCUAAAUAAGAUAUAAUCAAAUGCAAUUCAGAGAAGCAGAGCCUAAUGGGACACGAAUUUGAGGGAGGGGAACAAAGAAUACUUUGGGAAAAAAAGUUGUAAGAGGAAAUCGAAAAUCGCCGUCCAGGCCUUGCAAAUAUUUAGGCACAGCUGAGUUUUCUUUCUUUUCCCAAGUGGGAAGAACGCGCGCCCGGCUUUGGACCCGCCUGCAAGCUGCAUUGUGUGACCUCUCUGUGGCCCAGUGGGCGAGGGCUCAGCCACUCUGUCCACUAACGUGCCCCCAUCAAGGAAAAUUCUGGAGUCGGCCAUCCCCAAUUCAAUCCGUCUCCUGAGAUGAGCACAGAGUGUGUUGAGCAGGCCCAGACUGGCUGCUGCGGGCCCUUUUGUAGACUGUGCCACUAUAAUGUGUGAUGAAAGCAAAAUUAAAAAAAAAUAAAAUAAAGAAAAAGGAAACAAAACAAGACAGCCUGCCAGCUACAACAAUCCCACAAUCAACAGUCACAAAAGAUAGUGUUAAACUUUUUUGUUGUUGUUGUUGUACUACAUGGACAUUCUGGAUAAUAAGGAAUUCUGAUUCAUUAUUAAUUUUAUUAAUUAUAUUUUCUGAUAUGAGUCUAGAACUUAGUGCAAAAACAAGGCACAACUAAAAAAUACACAACUGAAAGGGGUGAAGAGAAGUAUGUUUGUUCAAUUAUUAACAACAAGUAGUGGUAGUGUAUUUCUUAACUAGGUUUACAACUGGUGGACCACGCACCGGGCAUUAACCACCCGGUGAGGAUUUCAUACAUCCACCAAAAAAAAAAAAAAAACACACACACACAAAAACCACCACAUACAAUUUAACCAACAUCUCCACCAGCGCUACAGGUUUCUCCUUAUUCUGGUAUUUAAUGCAGACAAUACGAUGCUUCUACAUGCUGUUUAGAAAUGGAAGGGUGAGCCGCAUUGUAUCUUGAGUUUGUUAGCUAUGCUUCUUUUGAUGACAUAUAUUAUACAGUAUAUAUAUACAUAUAUUUUUUUUGUUAGAGUUCUAGCCAUUUUCUUUCCCAGCAGGGUCCUUGCUCAGACAUUACUGCAUGCUGUAUAUGGCGUUAGCUGUGUGUUGAUCUUCUAAAAGAUGAUAGAGUUUACUGGUAAUUGUGUAAUCAGCUCCUGCCUUUUUAUUUUCUUGGGUUAUUUACAUGUCAGAGACAUUUAUAAAAAGUGAAAAGAAAAAGCCAAACACUAAUACCAGGCUCAGCAUCUUUUCCAGGUGUGGCUCUCGGAGGCCAAGGCCACGACAGGCAGCCUGCUUCUCCAUCACGCCUCGGGCAUUAACAAACAGCAAGCAACUGAACCAACUAAACAGUCCAUAACCACUUGCUUUAGCCCAUUAUGGGAAUCUCUGAUGCCUUUGGGACCACUGGAGAAUUGAAUCCUCUUGGUUUACUUUAUUUAAUUUCCCACCUUCGUGUGCGUGUGUAUGAAAGAGAAGAAAAUGCAGUUUUUAGGUAAACUUUUUUCCUCCCCUGAAGUCUGGGAACCAGAGAGGCCUCGGGGAGGGGUCCUGGAUGUGAUGAGGGAAAGUGGGAUU
Messenger RNA from Talpa occidentalis (Iberian mole), 3581 nucleotides. It is a transcript of the gene NTM, whose product is annotated as neurotrimin. Gene Ontology annotation, cellular component: neuron projection. Lineage: Eukaryota; Metazoa; Chordata; Mammalia; Eulipotyphla; Talpidae. The record is from RefSeq and is a predicted model, not a curated record. Bases 732 to 1916 code for a protein of 394 amino acids. The transcript has 10 exons.